UCCCCCUCCAUACACACCGGCUCGCAACCACCCAACCAGCCAGUCACCUCAAGUGCGACCGGGCCGGCAGGAGCGGAGGCAAACAAACAGCCGGAGCAGCCAGGGCGAUCCUGCCGCGGGGGUUUGGCUCAGCAACUUAGACACACGGAGCAGAAGAGGAGAAUGGGACGCCGGUGCUUGGAUCAGGACUGAGUCUGGUCGGCACAUUGAGAGCUCCUUCGACCCGUUUCCAAGUCCUUUUCUCCCCGGAUCAGAGUCACGUCUUCACCACUGACACAAUGGGCUGCUGCAGCGGACGGUGCACUCUUAUCUUUAUUUGCACUUUACAGUUGGUGUUGGCAUUAGAAAGACAGGUCUUUGACUUCCUGGGUUACCAGUGGGCCCCAAUCCUUGCCAACUUUUUCCACAUCAUCAUGGUCAUCCUCGGCCUUUUUGGCACCAUCCAGUACCGGCCGCGCUACAUUGUGGUGUACACAGUAUGGGUCGCUCUGUGGGUGGCCUGGAACGUCUUCAUCAUCUGUUACUACCUGGACGUAGGCGGCCUGUCCAAGGACAGUGACCUGCUGACAUUUAACAUCUCCGCCCAUCACUCUUGGUGGAGCGAACACGGGCCGGGCUGUGUGAGGAGAGAGAUGCCGGAGGCUCCAGGGGUCCGCACAACAGAGAGCCACUCCUACAUCACUGUCAUGGGCUGCCUCAUGGAUUACCAGUAUAUUGAGGUUGUGCACAGCGGCACACAGAUUCUCGUUGCUCUCCUGGGCUUCGUGUACGCCUGUUAUGUUGUCAGCGCUAUCACUGAGGAGGAGGACAGCUUUGAUUUUAUUGGUGGAUUUGACCCAUUCCCACUCUACCAUGUCAAUGAGAAACCAUCUCAUCUCCUCUUAAAGCCCAUGUACCUGUCUACGUAAAUAAGAGAGCGUCCAGCGGGGAGGUGGCACAGCAAAUUCCCACGGAGACAAAAUGGCUGUUGUGACACAAACAUCCAGUUCAAUGGGGCACGCCAGACAUUCCUCCCCUUCUCGAUUUCAGUACUUUAAACAUGUCAUUUACUGGUGUACUGCCCAGAAAAGCCAACACUCCGUUAGGGUCCAUUGUUUUCCAGGGAGGGAUGACGGGUUCUGGGAAAAGGGGGGAUUACAGUGCAACAAAGCCUCAUAUUGUGUGUUUAGGGAAGUAUCAGUCAUUUUCUUUGUAUUGAGUUCUCUGCUGAGGUCCUGUGACCUGCCCAUUCUUGUUUAAUACUCCCCAAGACUGUAUAGAAUACAGUAUAUAAAUACAUUGUGUAUGUAAUCAGGGACUGCCCAGCAUUCCCAGUCUGUGGUACUGUGUCUUAGAGGACUCAGUGAUUUAGCAUGUUAUUGCUGGUUUGGCUCAAAUCUUGGCCGGAGGGCUGAAUUACAGUGGAGCCCAUGGAAUGAGCUAUUGUGUGCUCAUUGCCUGUUUACUUUAGGCCAGGAUCUGUGUGCAUAAAUACACAAGCAAACCAGGAAGAGGCAGGGGAGUUGAGAGGUAGAGGGAGGGGAUGAAACAAAAGCACCAAACCUACAGGGGCAUCUGUCAAAAAUAGAAAAUGUAAAUAAUGAAACAAGAGGGGGGGGGAGAAUUUUAGAUUUAGAGUUUGUAAUGCGAACUAUCAAGAAUGGAAAAGAGCGUUGAGCGUAAGAGGUGUUAAAAAACAAGGAACGGCAAGUCUUACUUUUAUUUCUGGAGUCUUUAUUGUUAUCACUAUUUUCACCAACAGCCAAGUAAGUAUUUCUGAAGUGUCAGAUGUUAGAAGACUGGCUGAAAGCUUUGUUUACCCAUCAGUUCUUCUCCUGUAACUACUGACACGUCGGGCUGCUGACAUGGGUGAUCAUUACACACGCUCAAGUGAAGGUUACACAGCAUAUUUUUAACUUCAAGAAAACAAUAGAAUGUUUCCCUAUUCACAUUGCAUACAACAGCAAUGAGUUGUAUGGCUAUGGUCUUCAGUGUAGAAGUAGCGGCCUGUACCAGAGUGAAGCACAGCAUUGUCUCCUGUCACUUCACCAGUGUAGAUUCUCAAUGGUGAUUGUCUCAGUUGUGAUUGUUUUAUAGCAUGUUUUUUACAGGGUUUGUAUUGUAAUUAUGUGUAUAACAUAAAGAAAUUACAAAAUAGGAAAACUGAUGUCUUCUGGCUGUAUAUGAGCUGGUUAAACAGCAACUGAAAGCUUUUGCUGAGUCGUUUCUUACUCAGAUUUAUUUUUUAUCUGACCGAGCAACAUCACACAUUUUUAUUUAGGCAAAUACACACACGUGGGUCAUGUCUCCUAUACUGAUUGCUAGCACCUAAUGUUAAAAAGUACUAAAGUCAGAGCCCCUGUUGCCUUACUGGUUGUGUGAAUCACUACUGCUCUCUGGUGUUUAAAGUGUUCAUGUACAAGUUGCAAGGCUACUGAGUUUCUGCUACAGGGUCCAUAAAUCAUGUUUGUCUUAAAUCUAUUUUUUGCAGUAAAUCUUAAAAUAUUAUGUUUUAGCUUGGUAAUUGUCAUGUAGGAGGAGUAGGCGCUUUGCCCUGCUUGUUUCAGUGUUACACUUGGUCAGUGUUUGAUUUACACUGUGGCUUUCAGGGGAGCCCUAUUUUCGGGGGGUUGGAGAGCUACUGUACACAUGCAAAAAUACACUAUCAAUACAUUUCCAUUCAUUCAGAGAAUAUUUAGCCUGGGACAACAAAGAAAAAAUAGUGCAAUGUUUGUUUUUUAUCCACCAAGCAACAAUAAAAAUGCCUACGCACAGUGGACAGGCAAUGGUUUGUUAAACAGACCAAAGUUGCAUCCCAUGACAAUUAUGAACAUGUCCACAGCCUCAAAUGUUGGUCUUACGGAAAACAUAUUCCAAAGAAAAAAGUCAAUUCCCAACACACACUUUUCACCUCUGCAUGAUUUAUUUAAGAAAAGUCAACCUUUCAGCAACAUAACUUUUCCUGUUAUUUAUUUCAGGAACCCUAAGAUAUAGGGCAGGGGGGAGCUCAUGUCAUUUUCAGGGGAGCCAAGCUCCCUGUAGCUCCGCCUUAUUUCAAACCCUGCACUCCGUCCUUUUCUUUAUAAUUUAGGUCAAGAUCAGUUUUUGCCCACUACAUUUCAAUCCAACACAUUUUCAGUAUACUAUUUGUCUGACUACUAUGUUUCUUGUGCUAAGUUUGAAACUGUCUGCUUAGCUAUUUUUGGGGAAUCAAAAGAGUUGUGAACAAAGGAGUUCAUUCUGUUGUUUUCAGUCAUUUUGUCAGCGCCUAAGAAUAUCCUGCUGCGUGUCAGAUUCCUUUGUGAUAUUAGAUGUUCUUCACUGCCAUAUAGACAGUCCACAAAUUGUUAUGAUUCUGAUAAAUCAUAUGACCACUUCUGCCGGCUAAUUUUGAUUUGAUUGGUCACCUCUUUAUUUCCAAGAUACAAUAAUUUGUCUUUAUGAUUUAAAGUUUACACACCCCUGGAAUGGCUAACUGGUGUGUGGGUUAGUAAAAACACAAAGCACCUCAUAUUGUAACAUAAUCAGUAUUGGUAGUAAAUGCUACUAUGUAAAAACUAGUCUUCCUCUCAGUGCAAUACAGCCUCUUCCUAAACCCCCAGUUACUGGAAUUAGUUGAAACCUGUUACUAGUGUGAGUAUAUGUGCUAGUCUCCAUUGAAAAAGAUUCCACGUGUUUGUAGAUAAUUCUUUUUCUUUGUAUAGAAAGUGUAAAAGGUCUUUUUUUUUUUUUUAUCUCUCUUCUAUUUUGUGUCCUGUGUUGCCUCAACCCCUUGUGACCUGAUUGUGUAAACCUAUUUAUCCAGAAAUGUGCUUUGUGUUCAUGUAAAUAGGUGUUUGUUAAUAAAAGAACAUGCUCUUGUAAUGAUA
Perca fluviatilis (European perch) is the source of this 3848-nucleotide messenger RNA. RefSeq names its product sodium/potassium transporting ATPase interacting 4 (gene nkain4). The transcript has 7 exons. The coding region runs from base 279 to 908 and encodes 209 amino acids. NCBI's taxonomy places the organism in Eukaryota, Metazoa, Chordata, Actinopteri, Perciformes, Percidae. Gene Ontology annotation, biological process: regulation of sodium ion transport. The record is from RefSeq and is a predicted model, not a curated record.